AUGGUUGUGUCCUUCUUGGUUUUCCUGCUCUUCAUCUUUGCUGCGCCGGUGUUUGAGCACUACGGCGAACCCAUCGAGAAGGAGAAGGGAACGAAGGUUAAGAGCGACUGCCAGGUUCCACUGGCACCUUUUUGCCAAGGGCUUCAAGGAGCUGUCCAGGGCUCAAUUGGCAUCCAUCAAGACCAGACUGCAGAAGCAUCACUCAAGGGAUUCAGCGUGGUUACGCAGAAUAUCAGCAGCAAUGUGGAAGCAAUCGAAAGACCCGUGGCGCUGCCUCAAUUGCAGCAAGCUCAACAGAUUCAAUAUAAACUGACUUCAUGGAUCACACUUUUGUCCCUCCGAGUCAACGCCAACAGCAGAGACAUGCACAGCCGUCUACUGAGUAGACAGUGGGAAUCGUCCGGGAGAUCGUAUUCCAACUGGACGCAACAAGGAGCAUGGCAGGAACACGAGUGGGACGAUUGGGAGCAAGAUUGGGAGCAAGCCUCAACGUCAUCACGCAGUUCCUCGACCAGAAGAUUUCCACAAUAUCCGAAACCUCAUCAAGGACGUCGAGCACAGCGCAACCAGCAAAGACCACAGGUUCCCAACAAGUCCAACAAGGGCAAGGGCAAAGGAAGCAAAGGCCAAAAAGGCCAGAAAGGCAAGGGGAAACUUGCCAUAGAGCCUCCACCGUGGUCAUCCAGUGCAGCUCAGCCUCCUGCGCCGGCGUCGGCUACGCCUGCGCAGUCCAAGGCAGAGGCCAAACUACACGAGAUUGUGACAGUGCUCAAGAAGAAAGACGACCCAGAGUUGCAGACUCUUGCAAAGGAGGCAGAUGUGUUGCAGAACAAGACAGCCACCUCAAAGCUCCACAAAGCUGUCACAGUCCAUGGAGACGCCAAAACGGCAGUGCUAGAAGCUCGCCAAGCCAGGGCAAAUCUCCAUGCAGCCUGGAAGCAGUAUUUGGAGUCAGCCAUUACGACGUGGAGAUCCUUCAUCGAAGACUUCGACAAGGAGGACCGCAAGCUCGAGGAGCUCAUUGGCACGGCAGACAUCGAGUUGCAAGCAGCUCAGCACUCUCUAGACGAGGCAAAGAAUGCAGCCACGGAAGAGGAACUCAAGGAUCAGGUCGAGACCAUCGAAGACGAAGAUGCAGGCCUGGACAGGACAGCGAAGUCAAGCCAAGACAUGAGAGAAGGGCUCAAGGGCAUGCUAGAUGGCCUCGAGCAAUUGCAUGUGAGAACAGAGGAGAUUGGAGAAGAAUCAGGCAACAAGCGCCAAAGGGUAGACGAUGGCAAAAAGUCAUCGGCUAUGCAGCCUUUUGGUGGGGCCGGUCGCUAG
Molecule: messenger RNA, 1323 nt
Organism: Cladocopium goreaui
Lineage: Eukaryota; Dinophyceae; Suessiales; Symbiodiniaceae
Source: the annotation of a GenBank genome assembly